This is a messenger RNA of Galeopterus variegatus (Sunda flying lemur), 3029 nucleotides long. It is a transcript of the gene PIGN, whose product is annotated as phosphatidylinositol glycan anchor biosynthesis, class N. Gene Ontology annotation, molecular function: mannose-ethanolamine phosphotransferase activity. Gene Ontology annotation, biological process: GPI anchor biosynthetic process. The annotation marks the transcript as partial. NCBI's taxonomy places the organism in Eukaryota, Metazoa, Chordata, Mammalia, Dermoptera, Cynocephalidae. The transcript has 27 exons. Gene Ontology annotation, cellular component: endoplasmic reticulum membrane. The record is from RefSeq and is a predicted model, not a curated record.
GAAUAUUAUAAUGCAUGAAGGUAGUUGGGGGAUAUCUCACACACGUGUGCCAACAGAAUCUCGGCCAGGUCACGUAGCCCUGAUAGCCGGAUUUUAUGAAGAUGUCAGUGCAGUUGCCAGAGGAUGGAAGGAAAAUCCUGUUGAAUUUGAUUCUCUUUUUAAUGAAAGCAAGUACACGUGGAGCUGGGGAAGCCCAGAUAUCUUGACUAUGUUUUCCAAAGGUGCUAGUGGAGACUAUGUUUAUGCACAUAGUUAUGAUGCUAAAAAAGAAGAUUUUGGUGCUGAUGAUGUAACAAAACUGGAUACCUGGGUUUUUGAUAAUGUUAAGGACUUCUUUGAUGCUGCCAAAAGCAACCAGUCCUUGUUUUCUAAAAUAAAUGAAGAAAAAAUAGUUUUUUUCUUACAUUUGUUAGGAAUAGAUACAAAUGGACAUGCUCAUCGACCAGCAUCAAGGCAGUAUAAGGACAAUAUUAAAAAAGUUGAUGAUGGAGUGAAAGAAAUCGUGUCCAUGUUUAAACAUUUUUAUAGAAAUGAUGGGAAAACAACAUUUAUCUUUACUUCUGACCAUGGAAUGACAGACUGGGGUUCUCAUGGGGCUGGUCAUCCUUCUGAGACUUUAACUCCUUUAGUCACAUGGGGAGCUGGAAUCAAGUAUCCCCAAAGAGUAUCAGCUCAGCAAUUUGAUGACACAUUUUUGAAAGAAUGGAGAUUGGAGAACUGGAAGAGGCAAGAUGUCAAUCAGGCUGAUAUUGCACCAUUGAUGGCUUCCCUUAUUGGUGUUCCUUUUCCCCUUAAUUCAGUGGGAAUCCUUCCUGUGGAUUAUCUUAACAACACUGAUCUCUUCAAAGCAGAGAGCAUGUUUACAAAUGCAGUACAGAUUCUUGAACAGUUCAAGGUGAAAAUGACUCAGAAAAAAGAAGUUACUUUACCAUUUUUGUUUACACCAUUUAAGUUGCUUUCUGAUUCUGAACAGCUCAAUAUUUUAAGAAAAACAAGAUCUUAUAUAAAACAGAGAAAGUUUGAUGAAGCAAUUUCCCUUUGCAAAGAGCUGAUUCAUCUUGCAUUGAAAGGAUUGUCCUACUAUCACACAUAUGAUCGGUUCUUUUUGGGCAUCAGUGUUGUUCUUGGUUUUGUGGGAUGGACAUCUUAUACUUCUUUGUUGAUCAUCAAGUCUCAUUCCAACCUUGCAAGAGGUGUUAUUAAAGAAGUUAAGAAACCAAGCCAUCUCCUGUCAUAUACCUUUGUAGCUGCUGGCCUUUUUAUAGCAUUUUUCUUGCUGAUUCAAGCCUGUCCCUGGACUUACUAUGUAUAUUGUUUGUUACCACUGCCAAUAUGGUAUGCAGUUCUAAAAGAAUUUCAAGUUAUUGAAGACCUUGCUGCAUCACUGUUGACCUUUCCCCUGAGCCAUUUUGUUGGGUACCUGUUAGUCUUUACCCUAGGAAUUGAAGUAUUAGUUCUCAGUUUUUUCUACCGCUAUAUGCUUACAGCUGGACUUACUGCAUUUGCGACUUGGCCAUUUCUCACUCAGCUGUGGACUCGAGCGAAGAUCACCUCACUGAGUUGGACUUUCUUCUCUUUGCUCCUGGCAGUGUUCCCACUGAUGCCUGUUGUGGGUCGAAAGCCAGAUCUCUCCCUAGUAAUGGGUGCAGGCUUGCUGGUUCUUCUGCUCUCCCUGCUUGUUGUAAUACCUCUUAUAAAAAGAAAAGAUGGUUUUGUAAAGGAAGAGCUAUUCGUAUAUCUAUUACAGAUGCUGAGCACAGUGCUUUCCAUGUAUGUUGUAUAUAGCACCCACAGUAGUCUGCUCAGGAAAGGGGGACUGCCUCUGAUGAAUCAAGUUGUUAGCUGGGCAACAUUAGCCUCUUCCUUGGUUCUGCCACUACUGAGUUCUACGAUUCUCUUUCAGCGGUUGUUUAGCAUACUUCUUUCCUUGAUGUCAACCUACCUACUUCUAAGUACAGGGUACGAAGCUCUCUUUCCAUUAGUAUUGUCAUGUUUGAUGUUUGUCUGGAUACACAUGGAACAAGAAACCCUACAACAGUCUGGUGUUUCCUGUAAAAUAAAGCUUACCAGUAUCCAGUUCUCCUAUAAUACUGAUAUAACUCAGUUUCGACAGCUCUGUCUGGAUGACAUCCGUAGGGCCUUUUUUCUUGUUUUUUUCUUAGUGACAGCAUUUUUUGGAACUGGAAAUGUAGCUUCUAUUAACAGCUUUGAUCUUGCCUCUGUCUAUUGCUUUCUGACUGUAUUUAGUCCUUUUAUGAUGGCAGCCCUGAUGAUGUGGAAGAUUUUAAUCCCCUUCGUUCUUGUAAUAUGUGCUUUUGAAGUGGUGCAAUUGACUACCCAGUUAUCGUCUAAAAGCCUUUUUCUCAUUGUUCUCGUCAUAUCAGACAUUAUGGCUUUGCAUUUUUUCUUCUUGGUCAAGGAUUAUGGUAGCUGGCUUGAUAUUGGAACAAGCAUCAGCCACUAUGUGAUUGUGAUGUCCAUAACCAUCUUUCUGGUGUUCCUCAAUGGCCUGGCACAACUGCUCAUAACAAAGAAACUCAAACUGUGGGGCAAACCCAAAAGCCAUCUCAUAUGAUGUUGCUGAAGCUGUCAUUCAGCAUCUGGAUCCUGUUUCUCUUUCUCCUUUUACACUAAAAUCCCAGCAAGGAUUCAAUAAGGAGAUGGAUAUUUAUGUAUAGUAUAUCUACUCCUGUAAAGAAAAUUAUAUCUAGAAUUCUGAAUUUACAGGUUAUCUAGAAUAAAGGAGUUUCCUUUUUCUUUUAGGUUUUGCAGGUAUGAAAUUGUGAUUAUAUCUGUGGAAAAGCAUAGUAAAGUAUUCUCCAUUUUCAUUUUUUUCCGUUAGCUGGCAGCUCUUCUCAGUGAUGUUUCAGAACAUUUGAAACAAUCUGGUCCCCUGUCAUACCGUUUCCCGUAUACCCAAAGGAGAACGUGCACCUGUGGGGGCAGCACUAAUGGCAUCCAAAAUUAUUGCUGUGGCUGAACUUGAAGGAAAUCACCAGGUGGCACCAUAAAUAUUUAUUAGCUCUCAG